Messenger RNA from Mesorhabditis belari, 531 nucleotides. NCBI's taxonomy places the organism in Eukaryota, Metazoa, Nematoda, Chromadorea, Rhabditida, Rhabditidae. The record is from the annotation of a GenBank genome assembly.
AUGGGCUCCGAAUGGAUGAGUGAAUUGCCCGAAUCGUUGACAUUAAUUCCGAUCAUCGAUUUGGCGAUUCCUGGCUCUCACGAUUCGGGUGCAACAAGUGUUCUCUCGAUCAAGUACCCGGUGGCAAAUGAUGAGGCCACGAAUCGUUUUCUCAUUUGUUUCGGGAAAUUGACCGUCUCUCGUCGAGUCAUCCUCCGAUGGGCGAUCACACAGCACGUGUCUGCUGGCACACAAUGCCAGAUGGGGGUACGGUAUUUUGAUCUCAGAGUCUCGAAUCCGCCGAACUCUCUCCCGUACGGUUUCCAUCUCGUUCACGCGCUUUAUGGACCAGAGUUAUCAACUUUUUUGAAAGAGAUAAAAGAUUUCCUUGACAUUCACCCAAAAGAAAUCGUGAUUUUGGAUAUGAAUCAUUUGUUUCAAGUUGAUUGGGAAGUGCAUAAAGAGCUCGAGAAAUUGAUUGUUGAGAUUUUUGGGAGGAAACGCUUUUGCAAACACAAGUUUUCCGUUCAAUCAAUAACACAAUGUUCUACG